Molecule: messenger RNA, 1538 nt
Organism: Linum trigynum
Lineage: Eukaryota; Viridiplantae; Streptophyta; Magnoliopsida; Malpighiales; Linaceae
Source: the annotation of a GenBank genome assembly
CCACUUCAAUAUCGACUCAUCGAUCGACAUCAACCAUGUUGCUCACCAUGGACGACGUGAAGGAGAACCUCGACUUCUCGAACAUGAAGAACAAGAAGCCGACACCUUUCGACUGGCUCCUCGCCAUCACACCCAUCGCCUUGGAGAAGCUUCACCUCCAAGAAAAACACGAAAGGCUCGCCCAAGAGAGCAAACUAAAAAGACCCAUAAUCGUCCCACCACCACCACCAACAACAACAGCCCUAGGACAUCAUGAUGAUGAUCAAGAAACGACACCGUCGAAGAAGAGGAAACGUAACAUUAUGUUCGACGGUAGUAGUACUAGAGAGAAGAAGGCGAAUGUCAUGAGGAACAGGAUGAGGAGGAGGAUCGACAGAGACUACUUCGUCGACGAUCCUCGGCUCGAGCAGGCCACGAUCCCCGAGAGGUUCCGCCACCACAUAGAGACGAGGCUAAACGGGAGGGACAUUAAGUUGAUAGUGCAGAAGCGGCUUUACGCUAGCGACCUGGACCCCAACGAAGGGCGGCUGUCCAUCCCGGUGAAGAAGACGAUGUGCGGAGGACUGCUGCUGACGAGGGACGAGGAGGAGUGGCUGAGGGACCGGGGGCACGACGGAAAGAAGGCGGUGCCAGGGAUGGAGCUGAAGCUGGUGGUGGACGGCCCUGAGGUGGGAGAAGGGAGGAUUGUGUUCAAGCUGUGGGCGAUGAAGAAGAAGAACGGGAGGGCGAGUUAUAUGUACGUGCUGGCGCGGUACUGGAACGACGUCGUUAAGGCGCAUAGGCUUGGUGAGAGGGAAGUGGUUCAAGUGUGGGGGUUUAGAAUGGGAGAAGGCGAGUUAGGGCUUGCUUUGGUUAGGCUCGGUAAGGAAUAUGGUGGUGACUAGCUAGUAAUGACGAUGAUGGUGCGGUUUAAUUUUGAGUAGUUCAUUCAUAUUGGAGUGUAUGCUAAAUGCAACAGGGAUGAUGACACAUGAAGUUUGAAUUUGAUACAAUUUGAAACAAAUCUAUUACCAUUUCAGAACAAGGAGAAAAGCUGACCUAACACCAAAUAUAAAGAACACAUCACUUUCCCUUUGGUUAAAAGUCUACUUGUCAUUCCCAUGUCUCCUAAAGUUGGUCAUGAACCAGGGAGCCAAAGCAUCGACUUGAACAAAGACAAUCUUAGGGAGCACUAACAACGGGUUGAACAAAGACUUGUGAUAAUGAACCCGCCAUCGGCUCAACCUUCCAUGUCUCUGUUACAAUAAGAAGCAACACAGGGAAGUUCCAACUCCUUGAUAAGAAAAAUGGUAAACCCUAAACUACAGAUGCACAAAACAAGGGGUGUCCUCAAUCGAUAACUCGAUACCAUAAGCAUCAAACAGUGGUUUUAAGGACAUCUUAAAUUCAACCCCCUCCUUCUCCUCAUUAGCUAAAUCGUUAGAGCAAAAGCUGCUGAAACUUGAUGAAAGCCUCUCUCUAGUUUCUACUACGUUCCUAACCAAAAUCACGGCCAUCCUGUUUCCACCAGUAACUAAGAAUAACAGAAGGACAAUGGG